AAGGGGUUAGCUUAUUUGGUUACCUUCUUCUCUCCUCCCUUCUUUUCUCACACUCACACACAGAGAAGCAGAAAGGGUUUUAGGGUUUUACAAUGGAUAGAUACCAAAAAGUAGAAAAGCCGAAGCCAGAAUCACCCAUUAAUGAGUACGAGAUUCGAAUCACUUCACAGGGUUUGGUUCGAAACUACAUCAACUAUGCUAAUACUCUUCUUCAGGAGAGGCAUGGGAAAGAGAUUGUCUUGAAAGCAAUGGGUCAGGCAAUUAGCAAAGCAGUUGCUAUAGCAGAGAUCAUCAAGAGAAGAAUGCCUAUACUUCAUCAAGACACUGCUAUCAGCUCAGUAAGCAUAACAGAUGUAUGGGAGCCUAUUGAAGAGGGUCUUUUGCCUGUGGAGCAGACCCGCCAUGUUUCAGUGAUUUCAAUCAUGUUGUCAACACAAGAGCUGAACAAAAAUUCCGCCGGGUAUCAAGCUCCUUCUGAGGUUGAACAGAUGAAGCCACGGUAUAAUAAUUACCAGCCCCAGCUGCAGCAACAAUCUCCAAGACAAACACGUGCAGUCUAUUAUGCUGGUAAUGAAGAUUCAUAUGGGCGAGGACGAGGUCGUGGUAUAGCGAGGGGACGUGGUUGGAGCAGAGGUGGAUAUGGAAACUAUCAAGAAAAUGGUGGUUACUCAAACUGGGGCCGAGGAAAUGGUGGUUACUCAAACCGGGGCCGAGGAAAUGGUGGUUACUCAAACUGGGGAGAAGAAAAUGGUGGUUACUCAAACCGGGGCGGAGAAAAUGGUGGUUACUCAAACCGGGGCGGAGAAAAUGGUGGUUACUCAAACAGGGGCCGAGGAAAUGGUGGUUACUCAAACUGGGGCGGAGAAAAUGGUGGUUACUCAAACAGGGGCCGAGGAAAUGGUGGUUACUCAAACUGGGGCCGAGGUGGGGUCCGCAGUGGAUGGGAAUAUCGUGACAUAAACACAGGCUCUGGAUAUGGAGGAGGCAGAGGUUAUGGACGUGGACAUGAACGCAUGGACCUUCGUCCUCGAGGUGGUGGCGACCAGGCUUAGUAGGGGAUUGGCACAUUGUGUUUUUGCACAGAUGCCUUGGCUUAGUGGUUAUUCUGUCCAAAGUAGGUCUAAAGAAAGAAAAGCAUGAAAUUGUGGGUUGUUUCAUAUGCAGUGAUUUUGUUGUUUUUCAGCAUCGUGGAAUAUGGAAAAGCUUAUAUCCUCUAUUUGCUUUUAAUGAAGCCAAAGUCAAGUAGCCAAUUUCUCA
Solanum stenotomum is the source of this 1257-nucleotide messenger RNA. RefSeq lists its product as uncharacterized. Bases 93 to 1052 code for a protein of 319 amino acids. Gene Ontology annotation, molecular function: RNA binding. Lineage: Eukaryota; Viridiplantae; Streptophyta; Magnoliopsida; Solanales; Solanaceae. The record is from RefSeq and is a predicted model, not a curated record. The transcript is spliced from 8 exons.